AUGGGGACUUUCAAUCUUUGGACAGAUUACCUAGGUCUGGCAAGACUGGUUGGGGCUCUGCAUAAGGAAGAGGAGCUUGAUGUCAGGCUGGAUCCCAAACCAGAGCCCAAGCCAAGCUCAGAAAGCCAGCAAGCCAGCAAGGAAUCCUCGGCAGCUCCUGAACGUUUAUGUUCAUUCUGCAAACACAAUGGCGAGUCCCGUGCGAUCUAUCAGUCCCAUGUCCUGAAGGAUGAGGCAGGGCGGGUGCUAUGUCCCAUUUUGAGGGAUUAUGUGUGUCCCCAGUGUGGGGCCACUCAGGAGCACGCCCACACUCGACGCUUCUGCCCACUCACCAGCCAGGGCUACACUUCUGUCUACUGCUACACCACCCGGAAUUCUGCAGGCAAAAAGCUGACCCGACCUGACAAGGCAAAGACACAGGAUGCUGGCCACCACCACCUUGGAGGAGAAGCAGCAACAGGUGUCUAUGCAGGUUCCAAAAGUGGCAGGAAGCCCCCUGGACCUUCAUCCUCAGCCUGCUGUCCUUCCACUACGGCCUAGGAGCUUAGAGGAGCCUUCCUCCUCUCUGGCUCCCAGCCCACCCCAGCCCAGGAGCAAGAAUGUGGGCAGAGGGUAAAGCCUCAGGCCAGUUUAUGGUGGCAUCAUUGCCAAGGGUCUGGACACAGGCAUGCUGGAGACUGGAUCUUGCUUAGGACUGAGGCUGGCCACAGUCUUGUCAGCGAUCACCUUCCCCACCCUGGCCCUACUUGUGGUGUUGCCUCAAUGUCCAAUAAAUGCUAAGGAGUGGAGCAUGUCUUGAGACAAAGUGGUAUGAAUCUG
Messenger RNA from Mus pahari (shrew mouse), 819 nucleotides. It is a transcript of the gene Nanos3, whose product is annotated as nanos C2HC-type zinc finger 3. The coding region runs from base 1 to 540 and encodes 179 amino acids. Lineage: Eukaryota; Metazoa; Chordata; Mammalia; Rodentia; Muridae. Gene Ontology annotation, cellular component: perinuclear region of cytoplasm. The transcript is spliced from 2 exons. Gene Ontology annotation, biological process: negative regulation of translation; oogenesis. The record is from RefSeq and is a predicted model, not a curated record. Gene Ontology annotation, molecular function: mRNA binding; zinc ion binding.